UCUACCCCAAUUGUGGGGUUAACUCGUGAAGACUGAAGGAGUAGUAUUGAUAAACCCUAAACCCUUCAAAAUUUGGGGAAGAUCACAUUUUGCAAUUCAGAACUCGAUGAUGAUGACAUUAGAAAUUCAUUUGGGAUUCAAUUGAAACGCAAAUUCGUCUUUGAGUAUGGAGCUGACGCCAUGCUUGAAGCUCCACUAGAAUGCAUUCAAAGCUUGGACUCCUUUUGCUCUGCGGAAAAUCGAUCUAUUCUCUAUCCAAAUGCAGAAAUUCGACUGCAAGAUAUGCUCUUUUCAAUUAUCUGACUUCUACACUAUCUAAUAGUUCAAUAAUCAGCCAUAACCUCGGCAUUUCGCCGUGUUCUUAUCGCUUCCUAUCUUCACAUCGUCAAUUUUCCGGUUACGCUGUUGAGCAGUUCUCCGACGAUGAAUACGAGUGCGAUUUUGAGACGAAUACGGCAUCUUCUUCAGUGGCAAAUGUUGAUGAGUGGAAAUGGAAACUUAGCAUGUUGUUACGCAAUGAACAAGAGCAAGAGAUUGUAUCUAGAGACAAAAGGGAUAGGAGAGAUUUUGAGCAGAUAUCAAAUCUUGCUAAAAGGAUGGGACUUUACUGUGAGGUAUAUGGGAAAGUGGUUGUUGCAAGCAAGGCCCCUCUUCCCAAUUAUCGGCCAGACCUUGAUGAUAAGCGGCCACAAAGAGAGGUGGCAAUUCCGUUAAGCGUACAAAGGAGAGUGGAAGGUUUACUUCAGGAGCAUCUAGAUAGGAUACAGUUGGAUUCUGGUAAAUCCAGUGAUGGUGCACUGGAAUGUAAGACCUCUAAUGCAGAUAGCAACAUAACUUUGGGUGAGAAUCCAAAUGAUAUGAUGGAUGAUUCAGUAAUGGAAAGGAUUCUUCAAAGGAGGAGCUUGCAGUUGCGUAAUAUGCAGAGGACUUGGCAGGAAUCUCCUGAAGGUAGAAAGAUGCUGGAAUUCCGGAAAUCACUGCCUGCAUUCAGUGAGAAGGAGAGGCUUCUUCAAGCAAUUGCAAAGAACCAAGUAAUUGUGAUUUCGGGUGAGACUGGAUGUGGUAAGACCACCCAACUUCCUCAGUAUAUAAUAGAGUCAGAGAUAGAGUCAGGUCGUGGUGCCUUCUGUAACAUAAUCUGCACACAACCCCGAAGAAUAUCUGCUAUGGCGGUCGCUGAAAGAGUCUCCACUGAGAGAGGAGAACCUCUUGGUGAAUCUGUUGGCUAUAAAGUCCGGUUAGAAGGAAUGAAAGGGAAAAAUACCCACCUACUUUUUUGUACCAGUGGUAUUUUGUUGCGGCGCUUGCUGAGUGAUCGCAACUUGAAUGGCGUGACCCAUGUCUUUGUGGAUGAAAUUCACGAGCGAGGAAUGAACGAAGACUUUUUAUUGAUCGUGUUAAAGGAUCUUCUCCCUAGGCGUCGGGAUUUGAGAUUGAUUCUGAUGAGUGCAACAUUAAAUGCGGAGCUGUUUUCCAAUUACUUUGGUGGAGCCCCAAUGAUUCAUAUACCAGGAUUCACAUAUCCUGUGAGGGCUCAUUUCUUAGAAGAUGUACUGGAAAUUACAGGAUAUAAAUUGACGUCAUUCAACCAAAUUGAUGACUACGGCCAAGAAAAAGUCUGGAAAACACAAAAACAAUUGGUCCCAAGGAAGAAAAAGAAUCAGAUUACCACUCUUGUUGAGGAUGCUUUGAAAAAUUCAAGCUUUGAAAACUACACUCCUCGUGCACGAGAUUCUCUGUCAUGUUGGUCGCCGGAUUGUAUUGGAUUUAAUCUCAUUGAAGCAGUCUUGUGUCAUAUAUGCCGGAAGGAACGGCCAGGUGCUGUUUUGGUUUUCAUGACUGGAUGGGAGGAUAUUAGUUGUUUGAAGGAACAAGUUAAAGCCCACCCUUUGCUAGGAGACCCAAACAGGGUUUUGCUACUUACUUGUCAUGGGUCAAUGGCUACAUCUGAACAGAAACUGAUAUUUGAAAGACCACCCCCAAAUGUGCGUAAAAUAGUGUUGGCUACAAAUAUGGCAGAGGCUAGCAUCACAAUCAAUGACGUAGUUUUUGUUGUUGAUUGCGGGAAAGCUAAAGAGACUACUUAUGAUGCUCUGAACAACACCCCGUGUUUACUGCCCUCUUGGAUAUCUAAGGCUUCUAUGCGGCAACGUAGGGGACGAGCUGGUCGUGUGCAGCCAGGCGAGUGCUAUCAUUUGUAUCCUAGAUGUGUAUAUGAUGCUUUUGCUGACUACCAACUCCCUGAGCUACUGAGAACUCCACUAAAUUCUCUCUGUUUGCAAAUAAAAAGUUUGCAAAUAGGGAGUAUUGCAGAAUUUUUGUCAUCAGCUCUACAGCCACCAGCACCAUUGGCAGUCCAAAAUGCAAUUGGUUUCCUGACAAGGAUAGGAGCUUUGGAUGAGAAUGAGCAUCUUUCGAAUCUUGGGAGAUACUUGGCAAUGCUGCCAGUGGAUCCAAAACUUGGAAAGAUGCUUAUAAUGGGUGCCAUCUUCCGCUGCUUUGACCCUGUCCUGACAAUAGUAGCAGGCCUCAGUGUCAAGGACCCCUUUCUGUUACCUCAAGACAAAAAGGAUUUAGCAGGGAUAGCAAAGGCCAGAUUUUCUGCUAAGGAUUACAGUGAUCAUAUGGCUCUUGUUCGUGCAUAUGAAGGCUGGAAAGAUGCUGAGCGAGAAGGAUCAGCUUAUGAAUACUGCUGGAGAAAUUUCCUCUCUGCGCAAACUCUUCAGGCUAUCCAUUCCAUUCGGAAGCAAUUUAGUUUCAUUUUAAAAGAUGCUGGCUUAAUAGAUGAAGAUGUGAGGUCAAAUAAUAAGUUAAGUCAUAAUCAAUCAUUGGUCCGUGCUGUCAUAUGCUCUGGCCUGUUUCCUGGCAUAGCAUCUGUUGUGCACAGAGAGACGUCAAUGUCAUUUAAAACUAAGGAUGAUGGACAAGUUCUACUGUAUGCGAAUUCAGUGAAUGCACGAUACCAGACAAUUCCCUAUCCUUGGCUGGUUUUUGGAGAAAAAGUAAAAGUCAACACUGUUUUACUACGUGACUCAACUGGUGUCUCUGAUUCUAUACUGAUCCUCUUUGGUGGUGCUCUUAGCAGUGGUACACAGCCUGGGCAUCUAAAAAUGUUAGAUGGAUAUGUUGAAUUUUUCAUGGAUCUGAACACGGCCGAAUGCUACAGCAAGCUGAAGGAAGAGCUUGAUAAGCUUCUACAAAAAAAGCUUGAAGAUCCUACAAUAGACAUCCUGAAAGAAGGGAAGUACCUAAUGUUUGCCGUUCAAGAGCUAAUAUCAGGAGAUCAAUGUGAAGGGAGAUUUGUAUUUGGGCGUGAAAGCAGAAAAGCUAAGGAUCCUGUAGAUAGCAAUAGAUUCUCGAAAGAUGGAAUGAACCCGAAGAGCUUGCUGCAGACUCUAUUAAUGAGAGCUGGACACUCGCCCCCUAAAUACAAAACAAAACACCUUAAAACCAAUGAGUUCAGGGCACUGGUGGAAUUCAAAGGGAUGCAAUUUGUGGGAAAGCCACAGAGGAACAAACAUCUUGCAGAAAAGGAUGCUGCUAUAGAAGCUUUGGCAUGGUUGACUCAUACUGACAACAAAAAUGACAACCAGGAUGAUAAUUCCCCACCGGAUGUCACUGACAACAUGCUGAAACUUCUUGGAAAACGUAGAAAAUCUAAACGACGUUGAUAUUCUUUGGUUACCUUCACGUACAAAAGUAAGCAAAAUGGCUGUGGAAUGCCAUUCAUAUGGUUUCUAAAUGUAACUGAAUAUUUGAUAUAAAAUGUUUUUUGCUAUAUAAAUGCCACCUUAAUCACUUAA
This is a messenger RNA of Spinacia oleracea (spinach), 3803 nucleotides long. RefSeq names its product DExH-box ATP-dependent RNA helicase DExH3. The record is from RefSeq and is a predicted model, not a curated record. Gene Ontology annotation, molecular function: RNA binding; ATP binding; helicase activity. The coding region runs from base 201 to 3671 and encodes 1156 amino acids. The transcript is spliced from 19 exons. Gene Ontology annotation, cellular component: nucleus; intracellular anatomical structure. NCBI's taxonomy places the organism in Eukaryota, Viridiplantae, Streptophyta, Magnoliopsida, Caryophyllales, Amaranthaceae.